Magnusiomyces paraingens is the source of this 390-nucleotide messenger RNA. RefSeq lists its product as uncharacterized. Gene Ontology annotation, molecular function: protein kinase binding; histone binding; cyclin-dependent protein serine/threonine kinase activator activity. Bases 1 to 390 code for a protein of 129 amino acids. The transcript has 2 exons. The record is from RefSeq and is a predicted model, not a curated record. NCBI's taxonomy places the organism in Eukaryota, Fungi, Ascomycota, Dipodascomycetes, Dipodascales, Dipodascaceae. Gene Ontology annotation, cellular component: cyclin-dependent protein kinase holoenzyme complex; SCF ubiquitin ligase complex. Gene Ontology annotation, biological process: regulation of mitotic cell cycle.
AUGGACAAGUACCAACAACAACAAUCAUCACAUACCUCUCAACAACAGCAACAGCAACAGCAACAGCAACAACAGCAACAGCAGCAGCAUCACCAGCGGCCGCGGAUGCUUACUCCAGAAGAAAAGGCUCGUAUUGUUGAAUUCCAGGAAAUGAUCCACUAUUCCACCCGCUACUCUGAUGAUAAUUUUGAGUACCGCCACGUCAUGCUCCCCAAAACAAUGCUCAAAGCUAUCCCACGAGACUACUUUAACCCGGAAACUGGAACCCUCAGAAUCCUACUCGAACAGGAAUGGCGUGGUUUAGGAAUCACCCAAUCUCUGGGAUGGGAACACUACGAAAACCAUGCACCAGAACCUCACAUUUUACUCUUCAAACGACCAAAAGCUUGA